AGCACGUGCUCAGCAGAGUUAGUAUAUAGAUCGUUUGCUCGCUUCCGAUUUUCUCUCAAUACAAACAAAUCUCGAGGAGGGGGCGCCAAAGGUUAAACUGCAUCACCGGCUUUUACAGAUUUCUCCCGACGAAGAUCCGUCUCUUCAACGAUCAACGACGACGACAAAAAAAUGCUAAUGAAAACUCAAAGACUCACUGUCUCUCCUGUCUUUCCACGAAAUCCCAUUAAAUCUCACCAACCACUUAUCCGUUGUCUCGGCGGAGACUCGAGAAAACUCGGUGGGAUCACCACAGCAGCUGCUCCGAUUUUCCAGGGAAAGCCGGUGGUGACUCGCCGGGGGAUAGAAAUCAGGCGAAUUACUACGAGGAACUGCGUCGAAAAUGAUGGCGGGAUCGGCGGCGGCGAAAUUGAAAAAGAAGAAGAAGAAGAGAACAAGAGCGUAUGGGAACAGAUGAAAGAGAUCGUGAAGUUCACAGGUCCAGCGAUGGGGAUGUGGGUUUGUGGUCCGUUGAUGAGUCUCAUCGACACGGUGGUUAUCGGCCAAGGUAGCUCCGUCGAACUCGCCGCCCUUGGACCGGGGACAGUACUAUGCGAUCACAUGAGUUACGUCUUCAUGUUCCUCUCCGUGGCUACAUCCAAUAUGGUCGCUACUUCUCUUGCCAAACAGGACAAGAAGGAAGCACAACAUCAAAUCUCUGUCUUGCUCUUCAUUGGAUUGGUUUGUGGACUUAUGAUGCUUUUGUUGACUAGAUUAUUCGGACCUUGGGCUGUUACUGCUUUUACUAGAGGGAAAAACAUUGAGAUUGUUCCUGCAGCCAAUACAUACGUUCAGAUUCGAGGCUUAGCGUGGCCUUUUAUUCUUGUUGGAUUGGUUGCUCAAAGCGCAAGUCUUGGAAUGAAGAACUCAUGGGGACCUCUUAAGGCCUUAGCAGCAGCAACUGUCAUUAACGGUCUUGGAGAUACGAUCCUAUGCUUGUUUCUCGGACAAGGUAUCGCCGGAGCUGCUUGGGCAACAACCAUCUCUCAGGUUGUUUCGGCUUAUAUGAUGAUGGAUUCUCUGAACAAAGAAGGCUACAAUGCUUACUCCUUUGCGGUGCCUACACCUCAAGAACUAUGGAAGAUCUCUGCACUUGCCGCACCUGUUUUUAUCUCAAUUUUCUCCAAGAUUGCUUUCUACUCUUUCAUCAUCUACUGCGCCACCUCCAUGGGAACUCACGUUUUAGCAGCUCAUCAAGUGAUGGCUCAGACGUACAGGAUGUGCAAUGUAUGGGGUGAGCCAUUAUCUCAAACGGCUCAGUCAUUUAUGCCUGAGAUGUUAUACGGUGCGAACCGUAACCUUCCCAAAGCAAGAACGUUGCUCAAGUCCCUAAUGAUUAUUGGAGCGACACUUGGAUUAGUCUUGGGAAUUAUAGGAACAUCUGUUCCAGGCCUGUUUCCUGGUGUCUACACACAUGAUAAAGUCAUCAUAACCGAGAUGCAUAGAUUGCUUAUACCAUUCUUCAUGGCGUUGUCUGCAUUGCCAAUGACUGUAUCCCUGGAGGGUACAUUGCUGGCGGGACGUGAUCUGAAAUUUGUCAGCUCGGUGAUGAGUUCAAGCUUCGUUCUUGGUUGUCUUACACUAAUGUUUGUGACACGAAGUGGCUAUGGUUUAGUCGGCUGUUGGAUGGUUCUCGUCGGUUUUCAAUGGGGACGGUUCGGACUGUAUCUACGGAGGCUUCUUUCACCUGGAGGGAUACUUAACACGGAUGUGCUGACGACUAAGAAGAUCAAAUCAGUUUAAACUCUCUCUCUCUCUCUCUCAAUCAUGAUUUUUGUUGCCGAGAGCCAGCCAGCCAUCUCUAAGGGUUUUGCCAAUACAAUGGCUAUUUUUAUUAUUUUUUACAUAUAAUUAAGUAACAAAAGAAAAAAAAGCAUUUGAGCUCUGAAAAUGGCUAUGUAAAUUUCAGUUGCUAAUAGAAACACCGAGUUAUGAAAAAAUAAUACUAGAUAGUAGAUACACAAGCUUGAAGACAUGUUAAAAACAUUGCCACAUUUUAUCAUUUUUCAGCAAUAACAACGAACAUGAUUAUUUGCUUCUCA
This is a messenger RNA of Raphanus sativus (radish), 2081 nucleotides long. Its product is annotated as protein DETOXIFICATION 47, chloroplastic. Gene Ontology annotation, biological process: transmembrane transport. The transcript is spliced from 12 exons. Gene Ontology annotation, cellular component: membrane. The record is from RefSeq and is a predicted model, not a curated record. Gene Ontology annotation, molecular function: antiporter activity; xenobiotic transmembrane transporter activity. Bases 172 to 1782 code for a protein of 536 amino acids. NCBI's taxonomy places the organism in Eukaryota, Viridiplantae, Streptophyta, Magnoliopsida, Brassicales, Brassicaceae.